AUCCCUAGUUACCUUAAAAAAAAAAAGAAUAAAACCCUAGCCCCGGCAAUAACUACCCACCGCUCCCACUCGCUCCUCCCAGCAGCAGGCGGCGGCGGAGGCCUGCGUUCAUUGAUCCCCUUUGACCCCGACUCCCACUCCAAUUCGAUUUCAUCUUCCCACCCAACACGGAUCGAUCGUGCCAAUCCCACCCCAUAAAUCCAUCCACACACCCGCCGAGACGAAGCAACGAUUUGUGAUCCAUCCAGCAUGAACAAGGCAAUCGACUUGGGAUCGAUUGAUGGCCGAUUCUUGGAGCUACCCCGACGGCGGCGGCGAAGAGAAGGACAUGCAGUGGCCACCGGCUCCUCCCGCCUACGGCUACCCCGACUAUGAGCGGCCGCCCUUCGUCCUCAUCGAUCCAUGCGCCUACUUCGCCGACCGCAAGAAUGCCACCACCGCCGUCAUCGAUAUGGAGGCCGGGGCCCCCAAUCUCAGGGGCCGACUCCAGGUCACCUUCUGCGCCGUCGCCCCGCCGCUCGUCUCCUACUUCUGCGUCCACGCCACCCACAUGGACCACACUGAGUUCGCCGUCGCGCCCUACAUCCUGGCCACCGAGACCGACGGCGGCCUCGUCCUCCUAUGCGUCCCCACCGUCAACCCCGACUAUCCGACCGAUCACUUGCGUCCCCGAAAUUGCCAAUACUUCGUCUACGACGCCCUCGCCCGCAAACUUCACCAACUCCCGCAACCCGGCUUCCAACACCGACUCAGCCAGCGCUCGCUCGCCAUCAUGCGCAAGCCCAACAAAAGCUCCAAAAACACCAGCAACCACGUCAGCCUACGCCCCCAUGUACAUGGAGAGGCCGAGGCCGAGGCCGACUUCGUCGUUGCCGCACAAUCCUACAUUUUCUGGGGUAAAGAAUCUCCUCACAUCUGCAUCUAUGACUCUGCUAUCAAGACCUGGAGCAACAAGCCGGUGGUAAUGGGUUCAUCAUAUCCAGACCACCACCUCCCAAGCAAGACACUCGCCAUCGGAGGAAUCAAUGGCACCGUGGCUUGGGUGGAUCUCUGGCACAACAUCAUCUUCUGUGACGUUCUCGCCAAACGCCCCAAGCUUCGCUACCUGAAGCUGCCGUCCGAACCCCGCGACAGGGGUUUCAAUCCAAGGUCCGUUCGCGACAUUGCCGUCUUUGGCAACACCAUCAAGUAUGUUGCGAUGCUGCUUCGGCCCGACGACACAAGCUCCUCUAAGGUCCCCUCCUGUCGUUGGAUGGCCACAGCAUGGAGCAUCGACAAGAGCCGUCACGCCUCGGCCAAGGAUUGGCGCAUGGUUUGCAAGCUCGAUUCCACCCGUAUAAUGGUUGAUGCAGCUGGUACCGCGGCUUCCUUCCCAACCUUGUCGUCUCUUUGCGGUAGCCUGCCCACACUCAGCCUGCAGAAUGAUGCCAUUGUUUAUUUCCUCGCCAAGAUUGACUUCAGCCCAAGGCAACGCACAGCUUGGGUGCUUGCUGUUGACAUGAAGAACGAGACUGUUGAGCAAGUGGUGGAGUUCCCUGCUGAGAGGACUUAUUGUGUAGCCGAGGGCUACGAUGCAAGUAGGAUCUCCGCAUAUCUCCAACCCGCUCCAGGUAGGAAGCAAAUACAUAAACGACCAGGGGUGUCGUUGCUGAAAUCACCUAGCAAGAAGCAUACUGGAGAUGUUGACGCCAUGGUGGAGUGAUGUUGAUUGGAAGCUGAGACUAUAUAUGGUAAUUCAUAUGGCAUGAUGUUGCAUGGAAGCUUGUAUGAUCUGAAAAUAGUCUAGGGUAUGUAUGCCCCUUGUUUUGCCUGUCUUCUAACCCUGUUCGAGGUCACUUCUGUGCCAUGGCCCGCGCUCGUCUCGUACUUCUGCAUCCCGAACUACUACUAGCAGGGUAGAGGCGCAGUAGUGUGCUCCAGUGCCCUUGUUGGUUUAGCUUAUCCCGUUGUUGUUGCUGUUUUUUUUGUCUGGAAAGUCAAGUAAAAGCAGUGUAAUAGACAGUGGCAGAUGAAUGGAGAAGUAUAAUUGGA
Triticum dicoccoides is the source of this 2031-nucleotide messenger RNA. RefSeq lists its product as uncharacterized. The record is from RefSeq and is a predicted model, not a curated record. Lineage: Eukaryota; Viridiplantae; Streptophyta; Magnoliopsida; Poales; Poaceae. Bases 281 to 1702 code for a protein of 473 amino acids. The transcript has 2 exons.